GCAAGUGUGAGAGAGUGAGGAGGAGGGGCGGGAUUUCUAGUUUCAUUUCAGGAAAUCGUGUAACGUUUAGCUUGGGCACAGACGUCUGCAAGUGUAAAGGAGGUUUGUAACUUGGGAAAGCUACAAAAAUGGGAUCAAGGAAAUCAAAACCACAGCCUACACCAGACUUUGAUACACCGUGGAGGGACAUGGACUGGAACGAAAAGGAAGAUUUGGAAGCCGAGUUAACAAACAUUCAGCUGAACCAUCCAGAGCUCAGACGUGUCAGAAUCCUGCUUCAUGGACCAGUAGGAGCAGGAAAAUCCUGCUUCAUAAACUCAGUGCAAAGCGUCUUCCAAGGAGAGAUUAAAACCAAGGCAUUCGAACAAGCAAAUUCCAAAAAAAGCUGUACAAAAACAUACAAAUCCUACACCAUUACCAACAGAAAUUCUGUGACUCUGCCAUUUGUCUUCAAUGAUGUUAUGGGCCUGGAAACACAAGACGAAGAAGGAAUUCAUCCGAAGGAUAUUGUUAAUGCAUUGCAGGGCCAUGUAGAAGAUGGCCACAAGUUUAAUCCUGUUUCUCCCCUGAGUGAUGGAGAUCAAGGCUUUGUAAGAGAACCUAGCCUUGAGGACAAAGUUCACUGUCUGGUUAGUGUUGUGCCUGCAAGUUCCAUCUCGCGAAUGGACACUGGCAUCAUCAACAAGAUGGAGACCGUUAGGAAGGAAGCCAUGAACCUGGGUAUCCCUCAUAUGGUUGUUAUGACCAAGGUUGAUGAUGACGUCUGUCCACUGGUCAAGAAAGAUCUAACGCAGAUCUACAGAAGCAGGAAAAUCAAAGAAAAGAUGCUGGAGUCCAGCCACAGACUUGGUCCACCCAUGAAAUGCAUCUUCCCCGUGAGCAACUAUCAUGAGGAAUAUAACUUGAACGACACCAAAGAUUUUCUCAUCCUAACAGCAUUACUGCAGAUUGUUAAAUUUGCUAAAGAUUAUAUCAAAGAAUACCACAUGACUCAUGAGUAAUCUGCCACACAUUUACUCUUUAUUAAGGAUUUAUGAUGAAAUUCUUGUUGUUAAUCAACUGCUUCUGAUUAUUAUAUGAUUGCAACAUUGAUAUAAAUUCUUUUCAUAUUUGAGCAAUUAUGAUCAUGAAUUCAGCCUAUAUUAUUAUGGAUAGUUUAAAGACACAAACAAGGCAAAUGGGUUAACAGUAUAAAAAUUAUGAUUCAUCUGGAUUAAUCACAUUAUUUUGUGUAGUUAAUCAUGAUUAAUUGAUUUCGUCUUGCUUUGACAAUUUUACACCAAGGAAAGUUUUUUUUUCAUUUAAAAAGCAGUUGAUUUUGUUAUAGCUUCGUGAAUGACAAAUAUAUCUUUCAUCAAAAUGUAAACAUUACUUUGAAUAACUCAACAACGUUAUUUUCAUAGUGCGAAUCCUUGGUGAGGAAGGGUGAACCUGAUAAUAAGGUGCACAAUGUUUCCAAUAUUUUCACACUACUGUCCAGUGAGAGCAACAACACCUGCAUGUUCUCCACUGGGACUGUAGCCUCUCUCUCUCGUACUGUGAACUUGCUUCAAAGGGACCCGGAGCUUUCUUCUUUGCUGUUGCUUUUGUUAGUUUCUCUCAUGCAAGCACUGUCCAGCGUAGUGUGCCAAAUUACUGAUAUUGCUGCCUC
Colossoma macropomum (tambaqui) is the source of this 1651-nucleotide messenger RNA. RefSeq names its product interferon-induced protein 44-like. The transcript has 8 exons. NCBI's taxonomy places the organism in Eukaryota, Metazoa, Chordata, Actinopteri, Characiformes, Serrasalmidae. The record is from RefSeq and is a predicted model, not a curated record. Bases 129 to 1001 code for a protein of 290 amino acids.